CCAGAAACGAGAGAGAGAGAGAGAGAGAGAGAGAGAGAGAGAGAAUAGAUGAGAUGGAUUAGCGUCAGCAAAACACAAACUUCUCUCUGCUACCACCAAAAUCUCACCCUUAACCAUUACAUUCAGACAGAGACGAGAGAGAGAGAGAGAGAGAGAGAGAGAGAGAGAGAGAGAAGAGAGUUCGUUGCAUAAAAGCCAUUGAAACGUAGAGAGAGAAAGAGAUAACAAAAAAGAAAAAAGAUGGCAAUGGCAUUGGCGCUUCGGAGGCUUUCCUCUUCCAUCGACAAGUCGAUCCGUCCACGCUUCAAUGGAGCCUCCCUUUACUACAUGUCGUCUUUGCCAAAUGAAGCUGUCUACGAGAAAGAGAAAUCAGGUGUUACUUGGCCUAAACAACUGAAUGCUCCACUUGAGGCCAUUGAUCCAGAAAUUGCUGAUAUCAUUGAGCUAGAGAAAGCUAGGCAAUGGAAGGGGCUAGAGCUCAUUCCCUCGGAGAACUUCACUUCGGUGUCUGUGAUGCAAGCGGUCGGGUCCAUCAUGACCAACAAGUACAGUGAGGGAUAUCCCGGAGCCAGAUACUACGGAGGAAACGAGUACAUCGACAUGGCGGAAACCUUGUGUCAAAAGCGCGCUUUGGAAGCUUUUCGGUUGGAUCCCGAAAAAUGGGGAGUGAAUGUGCAACCCCUGUCAGGGUCUCCUGCUAAUUUUCAAGUGUACACUGCAUUGCUAAAACCUCAUGAUAGAAUCAUGGCACUUGAUCUUCCUCAUGGUGGACAUCUUUCUCAUGGUUAUCAGACUGAUACCAAAAAGAUAUCUGCUGUCUCUAUUUUCUUUGAGACAAUGCCAUACAGAUUGAAUGAGAGCACUGGCUAUAUCGACUAUGACCAGUUGGAGAAAAGUGCCACAUUGUUCAGGCCAAAACUGAUAGUUGCUGGUGCUAGUGCUUAUGCCCGUCUCUAUGAUUAUGCACGCAUUCGCAAGGUCUGUGACAAGCAGAAAGCUAUAAUGUUGGCAGACAUGGCCCACAUCAGUGGAUUGGUUGCGGCCGGUGUCAUCCCAUCGCCUUUCGACUAUGCUGAUGUGGUGACCACCACUACCCACAAGUCACUUCGAGGACCUCGUGGAGCCAUGAUUUUCUUCCGGAAGGGCUUGAAAUGGGAAAGAGGUGUGUCGUAUGACUAUGAAGACAAAAUCAAUCAGGCUGUCUUUCCUGGACUUCAAGGGGGCCCACACAAUCACACUAUUACUGGUUUAGCAGUAGCAUUGAAACAGGCUACAACUCAAGAGUACAAAGCCUACCAAGAGCAGGUUCUCAGUAACUGCUCAAAAUUUGCGCAGACUUUGGUUGAAAAGGGCUACGAACUUGUUUCUGGUGGAACCGAGAACCAUCUAGUCUUGGUUAAUUUGAAAAACAAGGGCAUUGAUGGCUCAAGGGUUGAGAAGGUGUUGGAGUCUGUUCAUAUUGCAGCCAACAAAAACACCGUUCCUGGCGACGUAUCGGCCAUGGUUCCUGGUGGCAUCAGAAUGGGAACACCGGCUCUUACUUCACGGGGAUUCGUCGAGGAGGAUUUUGCUAAGGUAGCGGAAUUCUUCGAUGCUUCUGUGAAGUUGGCAGUGAAGAUCAAGGGAGAAGCAAAAGGAACAAAGUUGAAGGACUUUGUGGCCACAUUGCAAUCCCCUCACUUCCAGUCCGAGGCUGCGAAGCUGAAACACGACGUCGAAGAAUUUGCGAAGCAGUUCCCGACAAUUGGGUUCGAGAAAGAAACCAUGAAGUACGGGAACUGAGGAAGAAUCCUUCCUGUUUUAGGCAUUGCAAGCAGACAUGGAGAUGAGUUUUCCUGCUUUAAAUGAGAAGAAAUGUCAAGGAUGUUCCGUUUUUAUAGUCAUAAACCUUGAUUUGGAUCUUCAUGAAAUAUAUGUACAUACAAUUUGAGGCUCUGUAAUGCAAUAAACUUGCUACAAUAAAACUAUUACUAUAUCUCUUCACGUGAUGCAAUGACAAGGCCCAACUGUUGCUUGUAUUCUUUCUACUCCCAAUAUGCAAACCCCAGUAACAUGGUGAUGGAGGGGCUCCUAUUGUCGUUUAGGCACCUGUCUGUCACUUAAGCUUUUGUUGUUUAGUCCAUCUUCCUUUUUCUUGUCGUUGUGUGCCCAGCAAGUCGUUUUCUUAUGUUGUAAUCCCAGCUAUAUAUAGCUGAGUUGACAGACGUAUUUUAGUUAAUGAAUUUACCCUAAAUUGCUG
Morus notabilis is the source of this 2239-nucleotide messenger RNA. RefSeq names its product serine hydroxymethyltransferase 1, mitochondrial. Gene Ontology annotation, cellular component: cytoplasm. The record is from RefSeq and is a predicted model, not a curated record. Gene Ontology annotation, molecular function: glycine hydroxymethyltransferase activity; pyridoxal phosphate binding; zinc ion binding. Lineage: Eukaryota; Viridiplantae; Streptophyta; Magnoliopsida; Rosales; Moraceae. The transcript is spliced from 16 exons. Gene Ontology annotation, biological process: tetrahydrofolate interconversion; folic acid metabolic process; L-serine catabolic process. Bases 241 to 1782 code for a protein of 513 amino acids.